This is a messenger RNA of Sardina pilchardus (European sardine), 1290 nucleotides long. RefSeq names its product C2 calcium-dependent domain-containing protein 4C. The coding region runs from base 1 to 1290 and encodes 429 amino acids. The transcript has a single exon. The record is from RefSeq and is a predicted model, not a curated record. NCBI's taxonomy places the organism in Eukaryota, Metazoa, Chordata, Actinopteri, Clupeiformes, Clupeidae.
AUGUGGCUGCUGGAGAAGAUCCGUGGCUCGGUGGAGAGCCGGCAGUUGCAGUCAGCUGCUGAGCGGCAGGAGAAGCCGGCGACGCCGUACAGCAACGUGCUGACGCCGGACAAGAUCCCGGACUUCUUCAUCCCGCCCAAGCUGGUGUGCUGCCCGCCCGAGGCCGAGACACCCGAGCCGCAGCCGCGCAAUGCCGGGCUGCGGCCCUCCUCCUCGGAGCAGGUCAUCAGCAGCAAGGCGCCCAAGGGGAGCCCGCGGAGCCCCCGCCUCCUCAACCGGCUCGCCGGAGACACCAAGAACCUCCUGAAGGCGGCCAACCGCCACAUCAUCCAGGUGGAGAGCGCCGACGAGCUGGCGUCGACCGACAACGGCGACCUGACCACCAACGCGGACCCCCACUCGCAGACGGCCAUGUCCCUGCCCUACGUGCCCAAGGCGCAGACCUCGUACGGCUUCACCACGCUGAUGGAGAGCCCGCACACGCGGCGCAAGGAGUCGCUCUUCCACAGCGACCCCACCAGCCCGCUCACGUCGCCCAACUCGCAGCGGCGCUCGGCGGGCCAGGGCGCCACGCACCUCAACCCCAGCGACUGCGGCGGGCCGGGCGGCCACGGCCACAACCCGUACCGCUACUUCAGCGGCGGCGAGAGCGACACGUGCUCGUCGGCCGACUCCUCGCCGUUCAACUCGCCGCUGCUCUCGCGCUCCGCCUCGCUCCUCAAGAUGUUCACGCAGGACGCCACGGCCAAGGUGGCGCGCGCCAAGCGCGCCGUCGCCCGCCACAGCUCGCUCUCCACCGACGAGUGCAGCUCCGUGGAGACCAGCCCCAACGUGCCGCGGCGCUUCCGCUGCCCGCCCUCGCCCGCCUUCGGCCCCCGCCGGGCCGGCGGCGGCGGCACCUCCGAGCGGCUGACCCAGCACACGGUCAACCUGCACAAGGGCGGCACGCUGCGCCUCUGCACGGACUACGACGUGGAGACGGCCCGGCUGCGCGUGCGCCUGCUGGCCGCCGAGGACCUGUACCAGCAGCACGUGGACGCCAAGAGCAUCAACUGCUGCGUGACGCUCUACCUGCACCCGGGCAAGCUGCAGAAGCAGCGCAGCACCAUCAUCAAGAACAGCCGCAACCCCGUCUUCAACGAGGACUUCUUCUUCGACGCGCUGCCCGUCAGCCAGGUCAAGAGCCUGGCCAUCAAGAUGAAGGUGGUCAACAAGGGCACCAGCCUCAAGAGGGACGUCCUGCUGGGCGAGCGCACCGUGCCACUCAGGGAGCUGCUGGCCGGGAUCUAA